Molecule: messenger RNA, 3139 nt
Organism: Brassica oleracea var. oleracea
Lineage: Eukaryota; Viridiplantae; Streptophyta; Magnoliopsida; Brassicales; Brassicaceae
Product: probable LRR receptor-like serine/threonine-protein kinase At1g67720
Exons: 13
Biological process (GO): protein phosphorylation
Molecular function (GO): ATP binding; protein kinase activity; protein binding
Source: RefSeq, a predicted model, not a curated record
CCAUUGUUACACUAAUAAAGCAAAACACAAAGUUGGACUCUGUAUUCUCUUCACACGCUUUCCUCCUCCUUCUCGUGACUCUCAAAAGCACAAAAAAAAAGAAGAAUUUGUGAUUUAUAUUAGAUUCAUAGAAAAUCUAAAGAGCAUCGAUGUUCCUGUGAUCUUCAAUGGGUCUUUGCUCAGCUCAACUUGCUGUAACAUGCUUUUUCAUAGUACUAGUACCUCAUGUUCUGUCUCAAGUUGCAGAGUUUAUAAGUAUAGAUUGUGGUGGCUCAAGUAACUACACGGACCCCAAAACUGGACUAGGAUGGGUUUCAGAUUCAGAGAUCAUCCCACACGGAAAGCCAGUAACUUUAGCCAACACCAAUUCGAGCUCGUUGCAAUACACUAGGAGAAGAGAUUUUCCAACGGAUAACAAGAAGUAUUGUUACAGGCUCAGCACCAAAGAGAGGAGGAGAUACAUUUUCAGGACUACAUUUCUCUACGGUAGCUUGGGCAGUGAAGAAGCUUACCCGAAGUUUCAACUCUACUUAGAUGCAACCAGAUGGGCUACAGUGAGUGUUACUGAGGUCAAUAGGGUGUAUGUUGAGGAGUUGAUUGUGAGGGCAACUUCUAGUUAUGUGGAUGUGUGUGUGUGCUGUGCUAUCACUGGCUCUCCUUUCAUGUCUACUCUGGAGCUUCGACCGUUGAAUCUCUCCAUGUAUGCCACUGAUUAUGAAGAUAAUUUCUUCUUGAAGGUUGCUGCUAGAGUCAAUUUUGGUGCUCCAAGCAUGGAUGCAUUGAGGUACCCAGAUGAUCCAUAUGACAGAAUCUGGGAGUCAGAUGUUAAUAGACGGCCAAACUAUCUCGUUGGUGUAGCUCCUGGGACGAUAAGAAUCAACACAUCAAAGCCUGUAAACACGUUGACCAGAGAGUAUCCUCCUAUGAAAGUCAUGCAAACAGCAGUAGUUGGCACUCAAGGACUGAUCAGCUAUAGAUUAAACCUGGAGGACUUCCCUGCCAAUGCUCGUGCAUAUGCUUACUUUGCUGAGAUUCAAGACCUUGGUGCUAAUGAAACCAGGAAAUUUCAGUUGGUUCAACCGUAUUUCCCUGGCUAUAGUAAUGCAGUGGUGAAUAUCGCUGAGAAUGCUAAUGGUAGCUACACUCUCUAUGAACCUAGCUACAUGAAUGUGACUUUUGAUUUUGUUUUGUCGUUCUCGUUCGGGAAGACAAAGGAUUCUACACGAGGGCCGCUCCUUAAUGCGAUUGAAAUUAGCAAGUAUCUACAGAUAUCUUUGAAAACUGAUAAGAAUGAUGUGUCUGUUCUUGAUGCAAUUCGGUCGAUGUCUCCUGGUAGCGAUUGGGCCAAUGAAGGAGGAGACCCUUGUGUCCCAGUUCUUUGGUCGUGAAUAAGCUGUAGCUCAACCUCGCCACCUAGAGUCACGAAAAUUGCUCUAUCGAGGAAAAAUAUAAGGGGUGAGUUUCUGCCUGAGAUCAAUCAUAUGGAGGCAUUGACAGAGUUGCGGCUUGAUGGUAAUGGUUUGACUGGUGUCCUUCCGGACUUGAGCAAACUUGUCAACCUGAAAAUCAUGCAUCUAGAAAACAACCAACUUAGUGGAUCACUCCCAGCAUACCUUGGCCAUCUACCAAACCUACAAGAAUUGUUCAUAGACAAUAACUCUUUCAGAGGAACGAUUCCUUCAGCAUUGCUAAAGGGGAAAGUUUUGUUCAAGUAUAAUAAUAAUCCAGAGCUUCAGAACGAGGGAAAGCAAAAGCACUAUUGGCUGAUACUAGGGAUAUCAAUAGCAGCUGUUGCAAUUCUAUUGCUGCUAGCUGGAGGAGGUCUUGUUUUACUCUAUGUUCUCAGGAAGAAGAAAAGUGCUGACAAAGGUAACUCCACGGGGACUAAGAAAAAAGGUUUGGCAGCUUAUUCAGCUGUGAGGGGCGGACACUUGUUAGAUGAAGGUGUAGCAUAUUUCAUAUCCCUUCCUAUCCUUGAAGAGGCCACUGAUAAUUUCUCCAAGAGAGUUGGAAAAGGAAGUUUUGGGUCUGUCUACUAUGGCAGGAUGAAAGAUGGGAAAGAAGUUGCGGUCAAGAUAACUGCAGAUCCUUCUAGCCACUUGAACAGACAAUUUGUCACUGAGGUUGCUCUGUUAUCAAGAAUCCACCACAGGAACUUGGUGCCUUUGAUUGGAUACUGUGAAGAAGCAGAUAGGCGUCUAUUGGUUUACGAAUAUAUGCACAAUGGAACCUUGGGAGAUCACUUACACGGUACAAGCGACUACAAGCCAUUAGACUGGCCAACUCGGCUACAAAUUGCACAAGAUGCUGCCAAAGGUCUUGAAUACUUGCAUACUGGCUGCAAUCCUAGCAUCAUUCAUAGGGAUGUGAAGUCAAGCAAUAUACUCCUGGACAUCAACAUGAGAGCCAAAGUAUCUGACUUUGGACUCUCGAGGCAGACGGAGGAAGACGUGACUCAUGUGUCCAGUGUCGCAAAAGGAACCGUUGGUUACCUUGAUCCAGAGUACUAUGCUAGCCAGCAGCUGACAGAGAAGAGCGAUGUCUACAGUUUCGGAGUUGUUCUCUUUGAGUUACUCUCUGGAAAGAAACCAGUCUCAGCUGAAGAUUUUGGUCCUGAACUUAAUAUAGUUCACUGGGCAAGAUCACUGAUCCGUAAAGGAGACGUGUACGGGAUCAUAGAUCCAUGUAUAGUAGACAACGUGAAGAUCGAGUCAAUCUGGAGAGUGGCAGAGGUGGCAAACCAAUGCGUUGAGCAGCGUGGGCAUAACAGACCAAGGAUGCAGGAAGUGAUUGUGGCCAUACAAGAGGCGGUCAGGAUCGAGAGAGGAAACGAGAACGGGCUAAAGUCAUCGAGUUCGAGCAGCUCAAAGGCGCAGUCAUCUCGUAAGACGUUGCUCACUAGCUUCCUCGAGAUGGAGAGUCCUGACAUCUCAAGAAACAGCUUAGCUCCAGCUGCUAGGUGACGAGUCCUUCUCCUCUUGAAGGCUCAAGCUCUCAUCUUUUUUGUACACUUUGUGGGAGUUACUAUCUUCAUAUAUAUGAAUGUGUGUGUAUGUAUGUAAUGCAGUAUGUGUAUUUUUAAUGUAUCGACACACUUUCUUACAUUAACUCUAUAGAUAAUGAAAACUAGAACCACCAA